AUGGGAUGCGGACCUGUGCGUAUGAUUUCUGGGUUCCUUGUCGCCGAAGUCCCGUCCAGGAACCUGUGGACGAGUUUGCUGACGCGCCAUUCAACACGGGCGGCCCUUGCCUUCCCUCCCGCGCCAAAUUUGUUUGUCUACAGUCGAAGCAGGACCGUGAGGGUCAGCUGCGUAAUCAGCAGAUUGAAGAGGAAUUGAGGAGGGAGCGGCAAGCCCAGAAGAAUGAGAUCAGUAAGUGCUUCGGGGAAACGCAUGGGAUGCUCUUUGAUGUUCGCCGAACAAUGCGCUGGUCGCUGGCCAGGUCUCACGGUGCUAGCUAGCGCUACCUGAGGCUGUGGACCGCUCUGACUUCGCAAGAUGGGACGCGACUCGGAUCUCGGCGUUGGUAAGGCUCUUGCGAAGGAGCUCUGACUGAUUCCGCCUCGUGUCACCUUGCCUAGAAAUGUUGCUGCUGGGAGCUGGAGAGUCUGGGAAAUCGACGAUUUUGAAGCAAAUGAAACUCAUGUGAGUGCGGCUGCUGGAUCUGCUGUAGAGUCUUCGCUGACCAUUUCGUUGAUGUGUGUACCAUCAGCAAUCAUGGAAGCUACUCGAGAGACGAAAGGGACGCAUACAAAGAGAUCAUCUUUAGCAAUCUGCUGCAGUCCAUGCGAGUCAUUCUCGAUGCUAUGGAAAACUUGGACAUCCCCCUAGCAGAGGGAAACAAUGCGAAGCGAGCCGAGAUCAUCCUUAGCUUGCCUGCCCAAAUCGACGCAGACAGCCUUCCGAACCAUGUGGCGGAUGCUGUAUUUGGCCUCUGGCGAGACCCCGGAGUGCAGGCGUGCUUCCAACGUUCUCGCGAGUACCAGUUGAAUGAUUCAGCUCAAUAGUGAGUGCUGCUUCAGUCAGGAAGACCACCUCCGCAGUCGGCAAAGUGUUACGAGAGCUGACUGUGAUGUUGGUAAACAGCUACUUUGACUCCGUGGAAAGGAUGGCUCAGCCGAACUACUUGCCCACAGAUCAAGACGUGUUGAGGUCGCGUGUCAAGACUACCGGCAUCACGGAAACCCACUUCCAGAUCGGCGAGCUGAACUACAAACUCUUUGAUGUCGGAGGUCAGAGGUCAGAGCGUAAGAAGUGGAUUCACUGCUUCGAGAACGUCACCGCCAUUAUUUUCUUGGUUGCCAUCUCGGAGUACGACCAGCUGCUGUAUGAAGACCAAAACGUGGUAAGUGGCACCCCCGAGUCGGUCUGGAAGGGUGUGGUUGCUAAAGCUAACGACGUGCCACCCUUUCAUCUACGCCCCCUGAAAGAAUCGCAUGCAAGAAGCUUUGACACUUUUCGACAGCAUCUGCAACUCGAGGUGGUUCGUGCGGACGAGCAUCAUCCUCUUCUUGAACAAGAUCGACUUGUUCCAGCAAAAGCUUCCCAUAUCGCCAAUGUCCGACUACUUCUCCGACUAUACCGGUGGGUCUGACUACAAGGCAGCAUGCGAGUACAUCUUGAAUCGCUUCGUCAGCCUCAACCAAAGCGAAGCCAAGACUGUCUACUCCCACUUCACUUGCGCUACGGACACCAACCAGAUCAAAUUCGUCCUGAGCGCAGUCAACGACAUUAUCAUUCAAGUCAACCUGAGAUCCUGCGGCCUCUUGUAG
Ceraceosorus bombacis is the source of this 1631-nucleotide messenger RNA. The record is from the annotation of a GenBank genome assembly. Lineage: Eukaryota; Fungi; Basidiomycota; Exobasidiomycetes; Ceraceosorales; Ceraceosoraceae.